Messenger RNA from Cavia porcellus (domestic guinea pig), 4582 nucleotides. It is a transcript of the gene Mapk4, whose product is annotated as mitogen-activated protein kinase 4. Bases 990 to 2741 code for a protein of 583 amino acids. Gene Ontology annotation, molecular function: MAP kinase activity; ATP binding. The transcript is spliced from 6 exons. Gene Ontology annotation, biological process: protein phosphorylation; intracellular signal transduction. The record is from RefSeq and is a predicted model, not a curated record. NCBI's taxonomy places the organism in Eukaryota, Metazoa, Chordata, Mammalia, Rodentia, Caviidae. Gene Ontology annotation, cellular component: cytoplasm; nucleus.
CCCUCCUCCGCUUCCUCCGCUCCCCAGGUGGAGCCCGAGGAACGCCGUCUCGGGCACAGUGAGGACGGGCUUCUAAGGUGACCGCGGACCCCGGAGAGUGCGUGCCCGGGCGGAAAGGCCAGGCUGCCCCGGGACCGGGCUCGACGCAGGGAAGGAGACUCAGCCUGAAAGAUGCCACAUUCCUGCAAGCCCUUUGUGGACAGCAGAACAGUCUCAGUCAAGGUGGUGUGGAUACGUGGGUGAAAAAGAAUGCUACCCACAUCCAAAUGCUCUGGAGGAUCCUGGCCUGGGAGCUGAGUUCCUUUCGGACUUGAGACAUCAGGUGUGACUUGGUAUAAAGCUUAUGAGAGGCACUUGGCUUUCUAUAGCUUUUUUCCCUAAUACUCACCAGACUGGUUUGGUUUUUGAAUUCUGAGGUAAACUGAUUUAAAAAAAAAAGCUGACAGAAAUAGAAAGAAGCCCCUAGAAGUCUCCAGAACUGUCUGACAGGAUUUCUUCAUACUACUCAGAACACAGAGGGCCACUCUGAUACAGCUGAGCUUUGGACUUUUUUUAAGUGAAGGAACACAGCUCAGCAAACAGCUCCUGCACUUCAACCAGAAACUGCCUCUUACAAUAAGAAUUCAAAGGGGAGAGUUGCUGCAUAUUGUACUCUUAGACCCAUGGUCUCAGAAAUGUCACUUUCUCCCAGAUAAUAAUCCUGGCUUUUCCAUCUAAAAUGCUAGAUUUGCAGGAAGGAUGAGCCAUUGUAGCAUCAAGGAGGACUCAGGAAGCAGAAGAGUUGCUGGACAGCCUUCCCCACCCAACUGAGGAAAACAACCUGAACUUCCAGUGCAACUCGGCCAGUGGGGACCUAUGCCAGGAGCAAGAGCAUAGGUCGGCUGCGGGACUUUGCAAAAUGAGGUGUGCUGGAGAAAUCACUAGCCAGAACUUGGCCUUUCCUACCUGCCCCUUCAUCACACGGGCAGUCCUAGGACACUGAGCCAACAAUGGCUGAGAAGGGUGACUGCUUCGCCAGUGUCUACGGGUACGACCUUGGUGGGCGCUUUGUUGACUUCAAACCCCUGGGCUUUGGUGUCAACGGGCUGGUUCUGUCAGCUGUGGACAGCCGGGCCUGCCGGAAGGUAGCUGUGAAGAAGAUCACCUUGAGCGACACCCGCAGCAUGAAGCACGCACUCCGGGAGAUCAAGAUCAUCCGGCGCCUGGACCACGAUAACAUUGUGAAGGUGUACGAGGUGCUGGGGCCCAAGGGCACCGACCUGCAGGGUGAGCUGUUCAAGUACAGUGUGGCCUACAUCGUCCAGGAAUACAUGGAGACUGACCUGGCACGCCUGCUGGAGCAGGGAACACUGACGGAAGAGCACGCCAAGCUGUUCAUGUACCAGCUGCUCCGCGGGCUCAAAUACAUCCACUCCGCCAACGUGCUGCACAGGGACCUGAAGCCCGCCAACAUCUUCAUCAGCACAGAGGACCUUGUGCUCAAGAUUGGGGAUUUUGGGUUGGCAAGGAUUGUUGAUCAGCAUUACUCACACAAGGGUUAUCUGUCAGAGGGGUUGGUGACAAAGUGGUACCGCUCUCCACGACUGCUCCUGUCACCCAACAACUAUACGAAAGCCAUCGACAUGUGGGCAGCUGGCUGCAUCCUGGCUGAGAUGCUCACAGGGAGGAUGCUUUUUGCUGGAGCUCAUGAACUGGAGCAGAUGCAGCUGAUCCUGGAGACCAUCCCUGUGAUCCGUGAAGAGGACAAGGACGAGCUGCUCCGGGUCAUGCCGUGCUUCGUCAGCAGCACCUGGGAAGUGAAGAGGCCGCUGCGCAAGCUGCUCCCCGAAGUGAACAGUGAAGCCAUUGACUUUCUGGAAAAGAUUUUGACCUUUAACCCCAUGGACCGUCUGACAGCUGAGAUGGGGCUGCAGCAUCCCUACAUGAGUCCAUACUCAUGCCCCGAGGAUGAGCCCACCUCACAACACCCCUUCCGCAUAGAGGAUGAGAUUGACGACAUCGUGCUGAUGGCUACCAACCAGAGCCAGCUGUCCAACUGGGACAGGUACCCAGUGAGUUUGUCGUCAGACCUGGAGUGGCGACCCGACCGGUGCCAGGAUGCCAGCGAGGUGCAGCGCGACCCACGAGCUGGCUCUGCACCGCUGGCCGAGGAUGUGCAGGUGGACCCGCGCAAGGACUCGAAGAGCAGCUCGGAGCGCUUCCUGGAGCAGUCGCACUCGUCCAUGGAGCGCGCCUUCGAGGCCGACUAUGGGCGCUCCUGCGACUACAAGGUGGGGUCGCCGUCCUACCUGGACAAGCUGCUGUGGCGUGACAACAAGCCGCACCACUACUCGGAACCCAAGCUCAUUUUAGAUCUGUCGCAUUGGAAGCAGGCGGCAGGUGCGCCUCCCACAGCCGCCGUGGCAACAGAUGUGGAGGCGCAGGAGGACGAGCCAGCCAGCCUUUUCCUGGAGAUCGCCCAGUGGGUCAAGAGCACACAGGGCGGACCCGAGAACACCAGCCCGCCCCGCGAUGGCCCCGAACGCCACCUGUCCCCUUUGCCCUCUGAUUGCCCAGCCUCGCUCGAUGGGGGCGCAAGCCCCCAGUUUGAUUUGGACGUGUUUAUCUCCCGCGCUUUGAAGCUCUGCACCAAACCUGAGGACCUGCCAGACGAUAAAUUGGGCGACCUCAAUGGCGCUUGCAUCGCAGAACACCCUGGAGACCUUGUACAGACGGAGGCCUUCUCCAAAGAAAGGUGGUGAGGCCAGAGGGAGCACUUGCAGCCCCUAGCAGGAGGUCACCCCAGAAAAGCCCAGCCUGGCCAGAGGGGGCCACCUCUCUGGCACUUCCAUCACCCCUUCUGUCCCUCUCUGCUGCCUUGCGGUUAGCAGAACACGUGAAGGAUCCGAGGAGCGAGAGGAAUGUCCAUUUCUUAAACUGCCUUAAUUACCAGCCUUUAACCUCUGGGAGCAGGUGUGAACAGGAGCCUGACUAGGAGUUAACUACUUUCCCAGCAAAGGGAAGACCGUGUGUUUUCUAAGCGGCAGGGCAUGGGGGACGACCCCAGUCUUAGAUGACAGUCUGCAUCCCCUGCCUGGGAGGUCAGGUGCAGAGGCACCUUGCAAACACAGUUGUGAAGCCAUCCGGCUUAUCAGCCUCAAAUGACAGCUGAGAAAGGACUCUUAGGCCCAGAGAAACAAGGUGAUUUGACUUGUUUAGGGCCAUCAACUUGUGUAGUAGGUGUCAGAGUGAGCCUUGAAUCCAAGUUUCCUGGCCCCUGGACCAGUGUCUGUCCCUGAUAUCAUGUCUUCCUCUGCCAAGUCACUGGCUUUUUUUUUUUUUUUUGGUCAGAAAACUUGGUCUAAGAUGUUUCUGCCCUGUCCAUUACCAUCUAAUCCUUCAAUAUUCUUUAAUUCAGAACAAUGUUACUUGUAUUCUUAAAUUGGAAACUGAAUCAUUUCUCCUAGUCACCAAGCAUAUGUUUGCUGGCUCCCCAAAUACUUAGACGUUCUCAUCUGCCACUCCCAUUGUAUUUGCCUGAUUUCUGCAUGAUCUGAAAUGUUUGUUUCAGAGCAGAGCAGUGUAGCAUCCUGGGUAAAGUUGGGCAUUGCCCUAGGCCUACACAGACACCUCCAGUACGCCCUAUGCACUUUCCUGACAUGCACAAAAACACAGUCCUCAUUCUCCGGUGGAUAUCCUACAUGAGGAGUUUGAAGACAUCCAUUCCAGGAAUCCCUCCGCCCUAACCCCCAGCACUCACAGAGCUCCUCUCUAAGCCCGCAUCAGCACAGGAAGUUCUCCAAACAAAUCAUUCAUUUGGAGGAAAACAAUGAGGUGCCUGCCUUAGACCAAACAUGUUAGGAGGGAAGGUUUCACCCAGGGGCUAUCAUCACUCAUUAAUACUGUGCUUGAUUUUGACCAUCCAUUUAGUGUUGGCUGAGAGCAGACCCUCAAGGAAAGCACUGGUGGACUAGAAAACUUGUGGCAAGAAACGCAGAAAAGUAGGGAAGGUGACAACAACAGUUUCCCCUAACAUAAGCUUACAGUACUCAAGCCCUCUGCAGAUGCAUGGGUUGGGGUCACUCACAGCCCCAGUCCAAUCCCUGGAACUCUGCCAUUGGUAUCCAUCUCUUCACUCUCCUCCAGCACCCCAAAGAUACCCACAGGAAGUCUAGCCAGUAUGUAGGGAGAGGGUUCCCCCAGUGUGGGUCUUGGGCUGUGUUCACUCUCACAUCACAGCACCUUAAAUUCAAUCAGCAAGUUAUUGUUUUGUACACUGAAGCCUGCAACAUGUUAGAAACUUAUAUUAAAAACAGAAUUAAUCAUGCUGACCAGUUUUUAAAUGGAAAAUAUGUAAAUAUGAAGAGUUUAGGCUUUGCUUUAAAAAAAAAAAAAGGAAAUGUACACCAGUCCUCAUGUGCCAUUGUGUCCUUAGAGUGUGGCUUUACUUUUUGGGUAAAGGAAUAAGCUGCUGACCUUGACCAGGAGUUCAUAUCUAAUUGUCAUUACAGAGAUUCUUAUAAGUACUCAUGUUUUUUAAAAAAUCUAUUAAACAUUAUUAAACUUGAUCAGGAUGGGCCAAAUAAAAUUUUAUUGUAACAUA